This is a messenger RNA of Lampris incognitus (smalleye Pacific opah), 828 nucleotides long. RefSeq names its product mitochondrial matrix import factor 23 (gene mix23). Lineage: Eukaryota; Metazoa; Chordata; Actinopteri; Lampriformes; Lampridae. Bases 56 to 583 code for a protein of 175 amino acids. The record is from RefSeq and is a predicted model, not a curated record. Gene Ontology annotation, cellular component: mitochondrion; mitochondrial intermembrane space. The transcript has 5 exons.
AACACGUUUAUGGUUGUUUGGGAGUCUGAAUUAUUUAUUAACCCAUUCUGUAAGUAUGUUUUUAAAAAAAAUCUCAAGUAUUGCCUUCAGUCAUUAUUUCGAACAGCUAUCGCUCGUUAAGCGGGUGGGGAGGACCGGGAAGUCCAGCAUGGCGGCGCCUGGUGGAACUUUAAACUGUGAGGACUUUUCAAUGUUUCAGGAGGUGCUGAAGGUGAUGCGCACCAUAGACGACCGCAUCGUCCAUGCCCUUAACACCACUGUGCCCACUGUUUCCUUCUCGGGCAAAGUGGAUGCAACGCAGACAUGCAAGCAGCUUUAUGAAUCUAUGAUGGAGGCCCAUAUGAGCAGAGACAAAGCUAUCAAGGUAUGUAUAGGCCAGACCUCUGAGGUGGUGGCGCAGCUGCGGGAAGAAAGGGCAAAAGACAGCGACAACCUUGCCCUCAUCAAACAGCUCAGGAAAGAGCAGACCAAGUUAAAGCUCAUGCAAUCAGAGUUGAAUGUUGAAGAAGUUGUCAAUGACAGAAGUCUGAAGGUUUUCAGUGAAAGGUGCCGAAUCCACUACACGCCUCCGAAGGUGAAGUGAUUUGUCUGCGUUGUCUGGGAAGAACUGCCCCCUCAGUGUGUUUCAUCAAGGCUGGAGUCCAGACUGUGACCUGCCACUACAUCCUGACUGCGUUUACCAGCCAGCAAACUCUGACCUCUUCCCCAGCCCAGUUGUCACCAGUUGUGUCCUUGUAUAGUGUUAACACAAGACCAAUCCUUUAGUCAACCACCCUGACAAAAAAAAUUGUACAAAAACAGCUUUUUUAAAAAUAGAUACAUGUUUUC